UGUUAUGGAUGUGUAGGUGUAUCCGUCUAAUUGUCCCGCAUCGACUAUUUCCAGCCAUAUCUCCGUCCAUGGGCCCGGGAGAGCAAACAUCGUCAGCACCCGCUCCACGGCCCUCGUCUGACAUCCACAUCUCUCUCCUAAGGUCCAAAGCUUUCGUUUGCAGACCUACAACUAAGAGGCGGUCCCCCACGAUUCAGUCUUCCCGUGCGCCCGCGCCGGGCCCGCAUACCAAACGCCAUGCACCCAGCAACCAUAUCCCGCCACGGGAGAGACAAGGGAUGUGACCAAAAGCAAAAGAGUUCAAGAUGAGCCAAGACAAGCUGUGGGUUGAAAUCCCGGGCGCGGAACCGGGGACCCCUCAUUCCCCGGA
Colletotrichum godetiae is the source of this 370-nucleotide messenger RNA. RefSeq lists its product as uncharacterized. The coding region runs from base 9 to 284 and encodes 91 amino acids. The transcript has a single exon. The record is from RefSeq and is a predicted model, not a curated record. Lineage: Eukaryota; Fungi; Ascomycota; Sordariomycetes; Glomerellales; Glomerellaceae.